AUGGAAGUGAAUGUAGACAUUCUUCAAAUGUGUUGUUUUCUUCUGCUAUCCGUGUUGGAGUCGUCGUUAGCAGCAGUAACUUACUGUGGCAAUGGAAUGUGUUUGUGUGACGAUAAAACUCAUCAAGCAGAUUGCAAGUCUGUACAUGAAGGACAAAAACUUUUGUUUUUUCCUAAACUUCCAGAUAACAUAGAAGAUGUUACUAUUCGCUAUUUCAAAUGUGAAAAGAUUUUUGUACGCAACCUACAGAACUUUACAGAUCUCCCUUUAACUAAACUAUGCUUUGACAGUUUAGAUAUGCAAUUUAUGCAAACUGGACUUUUCCGAAAUCUCCGGAAUUUAAAAGAAGUGGAAAUAUCUCAUAACAGAAAACUUCCUUCCAAAACUUUAAGAGAUGCGUUCCUUAAUAUUUCAUCCUCUUUACAGAUUCUUAAUCUUACUUCAAACAGAUGGAAUUACAUUGUACCUGAUUUCUUCAAAUAUGUUUCCCAUACUAACUUGAGUACGGUAGUACUAGCAGGUAAUCAACUGCGGAAUUUAACAGCAGACAUUUUUCAGGAUCUUAAACUGACAGCAUUAGAUUUUUCAGUCUUAGACUUGGGAAAUACGCUUUUGAGGGAUAUUCCCGUGUUUUGUGGAGUAAUACGUCAAAGUUUAACACCUAAUCUAACAAAACUUUAUCUUCUAAAUACAAGUAUAAUCACUUUACAGGGAUAUCGUUUCCAAUGCUUACCAAGAUUGCAAAUAUUGGACCUUCGUUUCAACUACUUUGCCGAAAUUCCAUUAUUUUGCAACAAAGUAAAGGACAGCAUUCAUCCAAAGUUACAAGAACUGUAUUUGUCACAUUCAAAAAUUAGAUACAUUUUUAAUAACAGUUUUAGUUGCCUUCCAUCGCUGACAAAAUUAGAUUUAAGUUUUACGGAAUUACAUCCUUCACACCCUGAAGUUUGUGAGCAAUGA
Molecule: messenger RNA, 960 nt
Organism: Saccostrea echinata
Lineage: Eukaryota; Metazoa; Mollusca; Bivalvia; Ostreida; Ostreidae
Product: leucine-rich repeat-containing protein let-4-like
Exons: 3
Coding region: 1-960 (319 amino acids)
Cellular component (GO): extracellular matrix
Molecular function (GO): protein binding
Source: RefSeq, a predicted model, not a curated record